Trypanosoma rangeli is the source of this 450-nucleotide messenger RNA. Its product is annotated as group II trans-sialidase superfamily. Bases 1 to 450 code for a protein of 149 amino acids. The transcript has a single exon. The record is from RefSeq and is a predicted model, not a curated record. NCBI's taxonomy places the organism in Eukaryota, Euglenozoa, Kinetoplastea, Trypanosomatida, Trypanosomatidae.
AUGGAACUCAAAAGGGUUGACCAGUCCGAUGCGCCUGGGAAACGUGAAGGUGACAGCUACGAUACCUCUGAGGAAGGUGCAGGUGACAGCUUUAAUGCGUCUGAGGAAGGUGCGGGUGACAGCUUUAAUGCGUCUGAGGAAGGUGCGGGUGACAGCUUUAAUGCGUCUGAGGAAGGUGCAGGUGACAGCUUUAAUGCGUCUGAGGAAGGUGCAGGUGACAGCUUUAAUGCGUCUGAGCAAGGUGUGGGUGACAGUUCUAAAGCACCUGGGAAACGUGCAGGUGACGGCGCACGUGUAUCCAAGCAACGUGCAGGUGACAGCUCCACGCGUGCGGAUGUGUCUCGGCUGCUGCUGCUAUUGGGGCUUUGGGGCUUUGUGCUGAGUGGACCUCGGUGGGCAGGGGAUUGUGCUUCUACUGAGAGUAUCUCCGUUUCUCCACGCACUUUUUAA